Messenger RNA from Salvia splendens (bonfire salvia), 740 nucleotides. RefSeq names its product 60S ribosomal protein L35a-3. Gene Ontology annotation, molecular function: structural constituent of ribosome. The transcript is spliced from 5 exons. Gene Ontology annotation, cellular component: ribosome. NCBI's taxonomy places the organism in Eukaryota, Viridiplantae, Streptophyta, Magnoliopsida, Lamiales, Lamiaceae. The coding region runs from base 117 to 455 and encodes 112 amino acids. Gene Ontology annotation, biological process: translation. The record is from RefSeq and is a predicted model, not a curated record.
GGCCCACGAAGCAUUUUUCACUACCUAUAAACCUCAAUCUAGGGCUCUCUCUUAGCAUUUUGGACUCUCUCACACACUCGCAGCCAUCGGCCGAAGCUAGCUUUCAGUCAGCGACAAUGGUGAAAGGCCGCCAGGGGGAGCGUGUCAGGCUAUACGUCCGUGGGACUAUAUUGGGGUACAAGAGGUCGAAGUCGAAUCAGUACCCAAACACGUCGUUGAUUCAGAUUGAGGGCGUCAACACUCAAGAGGAAGUGGCGUGGUACCUCGGGAAGCGCAUGGCAUACAUUUACAAAGCGAAGGUGAAGAAGAACAGUUCCCACUACCGUUGCAUUUGGGGAAAGGUUACGCGGCCGCAUGGUAACAGCGGUGUUGUCCGCGCCAAGUUCAAGUCCAAUCUUCCCCCAAAAUCUAUGGGUGCUAGAGUGAGGGUGAUGAUGUAUCCUAGCAACAUUUAAGAGGUAUCUUUAUUCGCAUUUUGGAGAAGUCAAGUUGACACCCUGGUGGCAUUUUUGCAAGUAGUAAAAGUUUUGUACCAUUGCUAAUCAAGUUGUCGUUAGAGUUUCACCUUGUUCUGUUUUACUUCUACUACACUAUUAAAUAGAGAUUUUUCAGUGUUCCCUACUUUUUGUCAUUCGCAAAUGCAAACAUUCAGUGAAGCUACUUUUGAUGCUUUCAGUGUCGGACUUUUGUGGUCAUGUUAGGGAAGCUUUGAUAUUUAUAAUCUGAAGUAAUUUCUGAUA